AGGACGCGGGACCAGGUCGCCGCCGCCGCCACGGGGCGCUCCCUCCCUCCUGCCCGGGUCCGGCCACCUGGUCUUCCUCUCGGCCCCGGCCGCCGCAGACUCAACAAAAUGCAACCAGGAGGCUUUUGGCUGCAUCUCAUGCUGCUUGGAAUCUCCCUGCCGGCUGCACUGGGAUGGAUGGAUCCAGAAACCAGCAGAGGCCUGAACCUGGUUCUGGGAGAGUCUCAGGCAGAGGAAUCCAGAAGCUUUGAAGUCUCAAGAAGAGAAGGUCUUUCCAGCCACAGGCUACCUGCCUCCUGCAGGAAGAAGCUCUGCAGCCGUGGGAGCCGGUGUGUGCUCAGCAGGGAAACUGGGCAGCCUGAGUGCCGCUGCCUGGAGGCCUGCAGGCCCCGCUAUAUGCCCGUGUGUGGCUCCGACGGGAGGCUCUAUGAGAACCACUGUGAGCUCCACCGUGCCGCCUGCCUGCUGGGGAAGAGGGUCGUCGUUAUCCACAGCAAGGACUGCUUCCUCAAAGACCCUUGGCUCCAACAGAGAGAAGGACGAAGCAAGGACAGAGGCUCCGUUGGGACUGGAGAAUCCAUGGCACAUUACCUGGGCCUCAUUAAGUACAUGCUGAAGGAGCAGGAUCUGGAUGGGGACUUGUUGGGGUGCUCGCCAAGUGAUCUCCUCCGAUUCGAUGACUACAACAGUGACAGCUCCCUGACCCUCCGCGAGUUCUACAUGGCCUUUCAGGUGGUUCAGCUCAGCCUCGCCCCUGAGGACAGGGUCAGCGUGACAACAGUGACAGUGGGACUGAGCACAGUACUAACCUGUGCUAUCCGUGGAGACCUGAGGCCACCAAUCAUCUGGAAGAGGAAUGGGCUUACCUUAAACUUCCUGGACUUAGAGACAUCAAUGUAAGACUUCGGAGAGGAUGACUCCCUGUACAUCACCAAGGUGACCACCAUCCACAUGGGCAACUACACCUGCCACGCCUCAGGCCACGAGCAGCUGUUUCAGACCCACGUCCUGCAGGUGAAUGUGCCACCAGUCAUCCGAGUCUAUCCGGAGACCCAGGCGCAGGAGCCAGGGAUGGCAGCCAGCCUGAGAUGCCACGCUGAGGGCAUUCCCAUGCCCAGAAUCACCUGGCUGAAAAAUGGCAUGGAUGUCUCAGCCCAGAGGUCCAAACAGCUUUCCCUUUUGGCCAAUGGAAGUGAACUCCACAUCGGCAGUGUUCGGUAUGAAGACACAGCAUACACCUGCAUCGCCAAGAAUGAGGUGGGCGUGGAUGAGGACAUCUCCUCCCUCUUCAUUGAGGACUCAGCUAGGAAGACCCUGGCAAACAUUUUGUGGCGGGAGGAAGGCCUCAGUGUGGGAAACAUGUUCUACGUCUUCUCUGAUGAUGGCAUUGCUGUCAUCCACCCUGCGGACUGUGAGAUCCAGAGGCACCUCAGACCCACGGAGAAGAUUUUCAUGAGCUAUGAAGAAAUCUGCCCUCGAGGGGAAGGAGAUGCCAUCCAGACAUGCCAGUGGGCAUCUGCAGUCAACAUCAGGAACCAGUAUAUCUAUGUGGCCCAGCCAGCACUGAGCAGAGUCCUUGUGGUUGAUGUUCAAGCCCAGAAAGUCCUCCAGUCCAUAGGUGUGGAUCCUCUACCAGCUAAGCUGUCCUAUGACAAAUCACAUGACCAAGUGUGGGUCCUGAGUUGGGGGGAUGAGCACAAGUCCCAUCCAAGCCUCCAGGUGAUCACAGAAGCCAGUACUGGCCAGAGCCAACACCUCAUCCGAACACCCUUUGCAGGAGUGGAUGAUUUCUUCAUUCCCCCAACAAACCUCAUCAUCAACCACAUCAGGUUUGGCUUCAUCUUCAACCAAUCUGACCCUGCAGUCCACAAAGUGGACUUGGAGACACUGAUUCUUCUCAAGACCAUCAGCCUGCAGCACCAUGGCUGUGUGCCCCAAGCCAUGGCCCACACCCACCUGGGCGGCUACUUCUUCAUCCAAUGCCGACAGGAGCUCCCCACUUCCACCACCCCACAGCUGAUCAUCGACAGCGUCACUGACUCUGUGCUGGGCCCUAACAGUGACGUCACAGGCACCCCCCACGUCUCUCCUGAUGGGCGCUUCAUUGUCAGUGCUGCUGCCAACAGCCCCCGGUUGCACGUGCAGGAGGUCACGAUGCAAGGGGAGAUCCGGACCCUGUAUGACCUGAAAAUAAACCUGGGUAUCUCAGAUGUGACAUUCCAGCACUCCUUCACCAAAGGCAAUCAGUAUGACAUCUAUGCUGCUCUGGAGACUGAGCCUGACCUACUGUUCCUGGAGCUGUCCACAGGGAAGAUGGGCAUGCUGAAGAACUUAAAGGAGCCACCCAUAGGGCUAGACCAACCCUGGGGGGGACCCCACAGAGUUCUGAGGGACAGUGGGUUAUUUGGACAGUAUCUCCUCAUGCCAUCCCAAGAGUCACUAUUCUUAAUCAACGGGAGACAAAAUACACUGCGGUGUGAGGUGUCAGGCAUAAAGGGGGGAGCCACGGUGGUGUGGGUGAGUGAGGUGUGAGGGAGCCCAGCACAGAGCCCUGGGCUCAAGAGCACCACGUCGUCCUAACACUGCAGCCCCAAGCAGGCACGCUGUCCAUUUUCACAGACAAAAGCAAAACCCUGUAUUGGCUUUGUGGUUCAACACUGGUCUCCUUGCAAGUUUCCUAGUAUAAGGUAUGCACUGCUAACAAGAUUGGGGUUUUUCAUUAGGAAGUAUGAUUUAUGCCUUGAGCUAUGAC
This is a messenger RNA of Castor canadensis (American beaver), 2752 nucleotides long. Lineage: Eukaryota; Metazoa; Chordata; Mammalia; Rodentia; Castoridae. The record is from RefSeq and is a predicted model, not a curated record.